Molecule: messenger RNA, 1497 nt
Organism: Aspergillus melleus
Lineage: Eukaryota; Fungi; Ascomycota; Eurotiomycetes; Eurotiales; Aspergillaceae
Product: UPF0187 domain membrane protein
Exons: 7
Coding region: 1-1497 (498 amino acids)
Molecular function (GO): chloride channel activity
Source: RefSeq, a predicted model, not a curated record
AUGGAAGGCAGCUCGGCUCCCCCUGCAGAUGUCGCAGGUCCAACUGGAGACGCCGCGCCUCCCGUCCAGUCUAACGUGCACUCUCACGCCGUCCAUCACGAUCAGGGCACCACCACCCCGGACGAUAAAUCGGCCUCCUCUUCCACUCGUCGUGUGCACAUCACUCCUCGUCCAACCUUCAUGGAGAACCUAGCCAACUCUCGUGACUCCCAGUUCAUGCUGGACCGUCGAAAUUCCAGCGAGAUCGACCGUUACUUUCACGGUCCUCGCGAUCUCGACAAACACUCAAAAUGGCCCAUCUUUCUUCGAAUGCACGGCAGUGUCUUGCCGAAGUUGAUUCUUCCCCUGACGUUUGUCGCCGCCUGGUCGACUGUCAUCACCUGCAUCGCCAAGUUUGUCCAUGAUAUUGGAAUCAACAACAUUCUGCUCACGGUCACCGGUUUCGUGGUCGGUCUGGCUCUCUCCUUCAGAAGUUCAACUGCGUACGAGAGAUGGGCCGACGGCCGAAAGUAUUGGUCACUUCUCAUUCAGACCUCCCGCAAUCUCGCCCGUACAAUCUGGGUCAACACCGCAGAGCGAGAGGGAGAGCUCGGAAAGGAGGAUUUGCUGGCAAAACUCACGGGCAUGAACCUCAUUCUGGCCUUUGCCAUCUCCCUUAAGCAUAAGCUCCGAUUCGAACCCGACGUGGCUUAUGAAGAUCUUGCGGGUCUCGUAGCCUACCUCGACACCUUCGCCAAAGAAGCUCAUGAUCGCGAGCACUUGAAGCCUCCCAAGAAGUCUCUGUGGAAAUCGGCCGGUGAAUACUUGGGCGUCUCAUUCGCCGAAUCUAACCCCAGGAAAUUGAUCAAGCGGUCCAAGAAGCCCUUGGGACAUUUGCCUUUGGAAAUCCUGAACCAUCUUUCCGCAUACGUCGACAGAUGCAUUGCGAACGAGACCAUGUCUGUUAGCCUUCAUCAGGGCCAAGCCAUCGCUGCGCUGUCUACCUUGAAUGAAGUCGUCACCGGCACCGAGCGCGUUUUGGACACCCCUCUGCCCGUCGCGUAUAGCAUUGCCAUCUCCCAGAUCUCCUGGCUCUAUGUUUUGGCUCUGCCCUUCCAGCUGUACGACACGCUACAAUGGGUCACCAUUCCUGGAUCUAUCAUUGCCGCGUAUAUCAUCCUCGGUCUUGCCACUAUUGGCAGUGAAAUCGAGAACCCCUUCGGCCACGAUGUUAACGACUUGCCUUUGGACACGUAUUGCCGACAGAUCGCCCUAGAACUGGAUAUUAUUACCGCCAUGCCGGCGCCCAAGAUGGACGAGUUCGGCACUCGUGACGACAACCUUGUGCUCUUCCCUCUCAGCGCCUCCGGAUAUCCCGACUGGAAGAACCGCAGCGUUGACGACAUCCGUGCUGCGUUGAAAGCCAAGGUGGUCGCCAACACCCCUGAGACGGCGUAUUCCGAUGCGUCUACCGUCGUGCCCAGUGUUGGCAGCACCAAAAGCAAGCAAUCGGUCUAG